AUGGAUCCGGAGUCAAUGGAUACUGAAUACGACGUGAUCGUUCUGGGGACAGGUAUUACUGAAUGUAUUUUGUCAGGGUUGUUGUCAGUUGAUGGUAAGAAAGUCUUGCAUAUCGACAAGCAGGAUCAUUACGGUGGUGAAUCUGCAUCUGUUACUCUUUCGCAGUUGUAUGAUAAAUUCAAGCAGAAUCCAAUCUCCAAAGAGGAAAGAGAGGCCAAGUUUGGUAGAGAUAGGGAUUGGAAUGUGGACUUGAUCCCCAAAUUUUUAAUGGCAAACGGUGAAUUGACCAACAUCUUGGUCCACACAGAUGUGACUCGUUAUGUGGAAUUUAAACAGGUUUCAGGCUCUUACGUUUUCAAGCAAGGUAAGAUUUAUAAAGUUCCUGCCACAGAGAUGGAAGCCAUUAGUUCAAGUUUAAUGGGUGUAUUUGAAAAGCGUAGAAUGAAGAAAUUUUUAGAAUGGAUUGGCUCUUAUGAGGAAGAUGACAUUUCCACCCACCAAGGAUUGGACUUGGAUAGAAACACUAUGGAUGAAGUUUACACUAAAUUUGGAUUGGGUAAUUCUACUAAAGAAUUUAUAGGCCAUGCGAUGGCACUUUGGACUAACGACGAUUAUCUACAUCAACCUGCAAGACCAAGUGUUGAGAGAGUUUUGUUGUACUGUCAGUCAUUUUCUCGUUACGGGAAAUCGCCAUAUUUGUACCCCUUGUACGGUCUUGGAGAAUUACCACAGGGCUUUGCUAGAUUAUCUGCCAUCUAUGGUGGUACCUAUAUGUUGGAUACUCCUAUUGAAAAGGUCGAUUAUAACGAACAAGGUAAAUUCCAAGGUGUUCAGACAAAAUUAGGUCAUUUCCGUGCACCAUUAGUUAUUGCAGAUCCUACUUAUUUCCCUGAAAAAUGUAAGUCAACUGGUCAAAGAGUUAUCAGAGCCAUUUGCAUUUUAGAUCACCCCGUGGCUAGCACUAACAAUGCAGACUCUUUGCAAAUUAUCAUCCCACAAUCCCAAGUGGAUCGUAAAAAUGAUAUUUAUAUCGCAAUUGUUUCAGAUUCUCACCAUGUUUGCGCAAAGGGCCAUUACUUAGCAAUUAUCUCUACGAUCAUCGAAACUGAUAAACCUCAUAAGGAAUUGGAACCGGCAUUCCAAUUGUUAAACCCAAUUGAAGAAAGAUUUAUGGGCAUUGCAGAGUUAUUUGAACCAAAGGAAGAUGGUUCAAAGGAUAAUGUCUACUUAUCACGUUCUUACGAUUCAUCAUCUCAUUUCGAAUCAAUGACUGACGAUGUUAAGGAUGUUUACUUUAGAGUUACGGGUCAUCCAUUAGUUUUGAAAACAAGACAAGAUGGCGAUAACUAG
Zygosaccharomyces rouxii is the source of this 1350-nucleotide messenger RNA. It is a transcript of the gene GDI1, whose product is annotated as Gdi1p. Gene Ontology annotation, molecular function: Rab GDP-dissociation inhibitor activity. The record is from RefSeq and is a predicted model, not a curated record. Bases 1 to 1350 code for a protein of 449 amino acids. NCBI's taxonomy places the organism in Eukaryota, Fungi, Ascomycota, Saccharomycetes, Saccharomycetales, Saccharomycetaceae. Gene Ontology annotation, biological process: protein transport; small GTPase-mediated signal transduction; vesicle-mediated transport. The transcript has a single exon. Gene Ontology annotation, cellular component: cytoplasm.